This is a messenger RNA of Adelges cooleyi (spruce gall adelgid), 2534 nucleotides long. RefSeq names its product protein Hook homolog 3-like. The record is from RefSeq and is a predicted model, not a curated record. The transcript has 15 exons. Gene Ontology annotation, biological process: cytoskeleton-dependent intracellular transport; cytoplasmic microtubule organization. Gene Ontology annotation, cellular component: cytoplasm; centrosome. Gene Ontology annotation, molecular function: dynein light intermediate chain binding; microtubule binding. Lineage: Eukaryota; Metazoa; Arthropoda; Insecta; Hemiptera; Adelgidae. Bases 222 to 2312 code for a protein of 696 amino acids.
AGAAAUCAGUCAAUUUCUCAAUUAGUACAUUUAUAUUUAUUAUAAAUUGAUCAUAAGUGUUAAUUGAAUUGGCAUUUUCGUAAAAAUAUUCAUAUCAUUAAAAACAAAUUAUAGGAUGUUCAGCUUUAUGUAAAUAUGGAUACAUUUUUCUAACACUAUACCAUUUUUGGUUUUAGUAACGCUAAUAUACUCCACUGUUUUUGUGUCCAAUUCAAGUAAAAAUGGAUUUUCAUGAUACUGGUGUUGACAAUAAAGACCUUUGCAAUGUAUUGCUUAAAUGGUUACAAACGUUAUCUCUAAAAGCACCUCAUAGGACUUUACACGAUAUAUCCGAUGGAGUCGCAAUGGCUGAAGCUCUUAAUCAAAUUGCUCCAGAAUGUUUUGAUGAUACUUGGUUUUCAAAAAUAAAAAAAGAUGUUGGUAGUAAUUGGAGACUUAAGGUCAGCAAUUUAAAGAAAAUUGUAGAAAAAAUCCACGAUUUUUAUCAAGAGUGCGAUUCUCAACAUAUUGGACAUUUUGCUGCCCCAGAUGUUUUGAAAAUAGGUGGUGAAGAAAAUAAAAAAGAAUUAGCUCGUCUGUUACAGCUUAUCUUAGGUUGUGCUGUGAACUGUCGUAAGGCUCAAGAAUUUAUUACAAAGAUUAGAUCAAUGGAUGAAAAUUCUCAAACAGUAAUUAUGCAGUCUAUACAAGAUUUAGAAAGAAUUCAAGGACACGCUCAAAGUAGUUUUACUAAUAGUUUAAGUAUUGAUACAGUACAGCAAGAUCAAAUGCAACAAAUUGUCGACGAACUUCAAGCAGUAACUCGAGAUAGAGAUCAAAUGACUCAACGCUGUCUUGAACUUGAUUCACAAAUUAGUUUAUUGCAAGAAGAAAAAAAUUAUAUACUAGACGAAAAAAAACAUUUGGAAGAAAGGCUAUUAGAAAGUGUGGAAGAUCCUCUGAAAGGUAAUGGUCAAAUGAGAAGACAAAUUGAAGACCUGAAAGAAGAACUGUACAAAGCUGAAACAUCUAGGGAUGACUAUCGGCUAAAAUUUGAGACACAAGAGAGAGAAAUGACUGAUUUGAAAUCAAAAUUUGAAUUACUACAAGAAACGGCUGGCGAAGCAAGGUUGUUAAAGGACGAGUUGGAUAUUCUUCGAGACACAGCUGACAGAGUUGAAAAAUACGAAUCAACCCUACAGUCGUACAAAAAGAAACUUGAAGAACUGGGUGAUCUAAAACGUCAAGUUAAAGUAUUAGAAACAAAAAACAUAGCUUAUAUUCAACAAAACAUGGAAUUGGAACAGGAAAUAAAAAAAACUACCGUGUGGAAAUCACAAUUGGAUAUUUACAAAAAACAAGUGACUGAACUGCAUCAAUCACUCAAUGACGAGACAAACAAAUCAGAUAAAUUAGAGUUUGAAAUAAAAAAAAUGAUAGAAAAUAUUAGCACAUUAAAAAAAGAAAAAGAUAGAUUAAUCGUUGAGAGAGAUUCAUUAAAAGAAGCAAAUGAAGAACUAAAAUGCUGUCAAACACAGCAAAAACGCAAUGGUGGUAUUGAACAUUCACAAACAACUACUAGUGACGAUUUGGAGUCGGUCAUGGAUUUAAAGCAAAAAUUAGUUCGGCUUCAACAUGAAAAUACAAUGUUAAAAAUGAAUCAAAAAGAUCCAGAAGAAGAUAAAAUCACUGUACUGCAAACACUAUUAGAUGAUACGAGACAACAAUAUAAUCAGUUACGUUUGGAUAAUAGGAAAGCGAAUCAAAGGAUAAUGGAAUUGGAAUCCGACCUUAAAGAACAGUCUGAUGAAAACUCUAAUGAAUGGAAGUCCAAGAUAAAAGAACUUCAAAAUAAACUUCAGUGUGAAAAAGACACGAGAUCAAUGGACAUAGAAGAAAAAAACGCAGCAAUAACAGAAAAAGAUCAGCUAAUAAACUUACUACAAGUUACUAUAAAUCAGAAAGACUUGGAACUUCAAGAGUGGGAAGAAAAACAUAAAAAAUGUAUUGAAAAAGCAAAAUCCGUUGUGAAGUCAAUGGAUAUGAAAAGUGUUAUGACAUCAGACGCAGAUAUAAAUGUUCUUCACAAUAAGUUACUGAAAGCAAACAGUGAAAUUAUGGAUUUAAAGAAAGAACAAGAGUGUUUUAAAAUGUCACAAGAACACGAAGAAAAAUUAAUGGCUACUGCGUUUUAUAAACUUGCCCAAACAAAAAUGCAAGAGUCUGUUGACCAACGAGUAAUGAAUCAGGGGUUAUUGCACAGUCAAACAUUUUUAUCAAAACACAGACACCAACCAAAUAAAAAUGUCGAAUUACCUAUUAUAUCGAAAUAGUUUUUUUCGAGACAACUUAUUAUAUUUAUUUAAUUUGCGUUUUUUAUUGUUUGAUAGUUACUAAAUUUUGUUUUCAUUCAACUUUUCUAAUUGGCAAAAUUAAAUUUUAUCAAUAAAUUUUAUUUUUGAUACCUAUAAUAUUGAAAUUAUCGAGACCACUAAAUUAUAAAAGUUAAAUGAAUACAAUUAUAUUUAAAUUUUAAGGAUACACAAGUAUUAAUU